CUUUCCUACGCACUUCCGCAUUUGUUGCAGUCAAAACAGGAGUGUUUCUGUUUGUUGUUAAAAUAUUAAUUUAAAAACAGUUAUUUGUAUUGGAUUAGUUAAUCUUGCAAGAUGACUGUGUUGACCAAGCCUAGUCUUACUAUUAAAAAAAUCCCGUUAAUAGACGACAGCCAUUGCGAUGGGGAAAUCAUUGAGAUGCAGCCGGCAGGACCUCGCAAGCGUCACCAUAGCUUGGGAGCUAUCCUCUGCAUGGGCAUAACGGUGUUUCUCCUCGUUCUUAUGGGAGUCAUCACAGCCCUGCAGAUUUACGAACAAGUUAACUCUGAUGUGAUCCAGCGUAACCGCAUUCAGGGCUUCUGCUCCAUUCCUCUGAACGGGGACAUGGAAAUGAUGGAGUCCCACAGGAUGCCGCUUCACUGGAAGACUGCCAAUCUUGGGACCACUAUUCAAGUGGUGAGCGUGACGGAGGACGAUGAUCCGGAUCACUUGCUGGACAUGCUGCGGGAGGUGUUCGACAUCGACAUCGAGCAGUCAGUCGAGAAGAUAUCCGUCUUCAACAACGGCCACCCCGUCAGCUUCCUGCAUGACUUCGAGGCUAAUAUUACUGGUAUCGUGGACUCGGACCGUUGCUUCAUGAUGGACAUGGACCCGGCGGCGGUGGUGUCCCCGGGCGAGCUGGCGGCGGGGCUGGCGGCCGGCGCAGACUUCGACGUCAGCCGCGUGCGCACCCCGCUGCGGGCCGUGCUGCCGCCGCGCCCCGCGCCGAGACAUCUCGGACAACUCUGCACCGACAAACCCAUCUACCCACUCACCAGGGAAGUCGCUGUCGUCAUCCGCAAACGGUCAGCUGAUGCCCCUCCUCACGACUACAUGCACUUUGCUGGCAACGGCGUGCAGGAGAUAGAGAUCAGUAACCUCGCCGAGCUGCUGCAGUACGAGCAGGACCACAAGCGCACCGACUAGGGACAAGGCCCACCACUCACUGCGCGGGGCUUAUAGCUCGCGGAGUGACACCUGGCAUUGUGUCACCUGUCACCUGUCACUUGUCACCCGUCACCUGUCAUCAGUUCACGUUAUCGUGUGUGAUGUCGAAACACAAUUAUACUUGUACACAACUUUGUUAUAAUUUCGUUAGUUCUUAAUUUAGUUUUAAGCUUUCUUUCAUUUGAAUAAUUUGGUACUGUUAUUCGAUAUGGAAUAACAGCAAUAGUUUCGGACAGUAUUUUUAGUUUAGGUAUAUAUUUUGUGAUAUUGUAGUUCCCUUCCAAAAAUGGAAUAUUAGGUAACUUUUUGAGAAAUGUUACGCACAUUGAAUGGGAAGGGUGUGUAAAUCGAAAUUUAAAUUUGAAUUAACGACAGAAAAUAAAGGCAAACAUGGUAUGUAUGCCACUAGUCAAAAACUGGCAUUCAUUCAUUAUUAUGGAGAAGCCAUAUAUGUUUCCUAUCCUAUUUGGAAUUUUAGUUAAAAGUAAUGAUAAAUAAUGAUAUUUUUCUUGGUACUGAAAAGGGCAGACUAAAUCGUAUUUCCCCAUCGAAGUGUAAGACGAAGGGAAAAAUUAUUUAGUUUUUAUUCGAAGCACGUUAUAAAGUGAUGUUUGACUUCUUAGUCUUUAGUAACUUUUUCGACACCUUGGUUUAGUCGAUUGCAUAAAUUAUAUUAUCAUAAUUAUAGUUUUAGUUAAUUUAGUUAAAUAUUGAUGCUGUUCAAGAAUAAUAGGUGUGUAAGAUGAUAGAUAUAAGAACAUUAAAUAAAUAAGGAUAGAAAUAAUAAUUAUUUGGGCACGUCGUAUCUUGCGAUAAGCACAUAUACAUACCUACCAACAUUUUACCUUAGGAUCUCACCUUUUGGUUCCAUUCCAAAAAAUAUGUUCCAAAAUAAUGUUACUAUUUUAUUAUUUUCGUUACAAUGAUAGUAAAUGUUUUGCAUUAAAGUAAUUCAUGUUGUAAUUGAUAGAUUUAAGUUUACUCCGCUUGUACUCUUCUAGGUGAUUUAUGACAAAAUAAAAUGUUCAAAAUUA
Molecule: messenger RNA, 2018 nt
Organism: Spodoptera litura
Lineage: Eukaryota; Metazoa; Arthropoda; Insecta; Lepidoptera; Noctuidae
Biological process (GO): negative regulation of amyloid precursor protein biosynthetic process
Cellular component (GO): Golgi apparatus; extracellular exosome; plasma membrane
Molecular function (GO): amyloid-beta binding
Source: RefSeq, a predicted model, not a curated record